AUGCGUCAAUUCGGUCAUCAAGAGGAUUCGAAAAGUGAGGCUUUCAUGACGUCCAUGCCCUGGUCCAGGGUAUUUCGGCUCGAUGGCGCAGUAGUCCGUGAAACGGAUCCUGGCUGCUCCGUCCUAGACUGGAUGAACCUAAGCCUGUUGGGACCUGCUCCAAUAGAAGUUUCUUGGGGCUUAUUCCGAUUGAACGGAUGGGGCUUCGAUUUGGACGAGGCUUUUGUCUGGAACCAAAAGUGGGUGGCGGGAAUUAGGGCGAUCAAGCUACCGUCUUGUCUGCUGAGGAAACGCCUGAGGGAAUGA
This is a messenger RNA of Trichoderma gamsii, 306 nucleotides long. RefSeq lists its product as hypothetical. Bases 1 to 306 code for a protein of 101 amino acids. Lineage: Eukaryota; Fungi; Ascomycota; Sordariomycetes; Hypocreales; Hypocreaceae. The transcript has a single exon. The record is from RefSeq and is a predicted model, not a curated record.